UUCUUGCUGGAAGAAUCAUUCUACAGUAAUCCUUGGAGCCACUGGGGCUGGUGAGAUGAAGGGGAGGUUCGUUGAGGCAUGCUGCUCUGUGCUUCUUGCCGGCAUUGUUGUAGUGUCCACUCUUCUGUCUGCUGCAGUGCUUCACUCAGAGAAGGAGUUCCAUGAUGCAGCGAAGCGGAAUGACACGGCCAGGAUGGAGGAGCUUAUCAAGAGAGGGGUCGAUGUCAAAGCCAAAAACACUACAGACCGGACUGCCCUGCACUGGGCUGCGGGAGCAGGGAACGUGGAUGCUGUGAGACUGCUCCUGGAUCAUGACGUCCCAGUGGAUGACAAGGACAGUUUUGGAAUGAAUGCUCUUCUCCUGUCUGCCUGGUUUGGCCACCUCCAUGUCCUGCAGAUCCUCAUCAAUGCUGGGGCCAAGACUGACUGUGCCAAUAGGAAUGGCAGGAACCUGCUCCACUGUGCAGCUCAGAGGGGACACAUCCAGGUAAUGGAGUUCAUCAUGGAGCACCUGGAGGACAUGUGUGUGGAUGAGACAGACAAGAUGGACAGAACAGCAUUUCAUCUGGCUGCAGAGCAUGGGCAGCUGGAGGUGGUGGAAUUCCUCAUUCGUCUGGGAUGUUUUCACAGCGCCACAGACAAGGAAGAAAACACAGCCUUGCAUUUAGCUGCUAAAAAUGGACACCUCUCUGUACUGCAGAAGGUUAUAGAUGUUGGAGUGGAUCUUGAUGAAAAGAAUUCAGAAGGACUUACAGCUCUGCACCUGGCUGCUGAAGGGGGUCACAGCGACUCUGUGAAGCUGCUCUUGGAAGCUGGUGCUGAUGUCAAUGCCCAAACCCAGAAGAGGAUGAACUGCCUUCAUUAUGCAGCACUGCACGGCUAUGAGGAGAUAGCCAGGAUCCUCAUGGAUGCAGGAAUCCACACAGAUGCUGUUAAUCAUCAAAAUGCAUCAGCAACACACAUUGCAGUACUGCAGAACUGCCCAGGCAUGGUCAAGCUCUUCAUCGAUGCAAAGUGUGACCUUGACAUUGCAGACAACCGGCAGCAGACCGCACUCCACAUCGCUGCGGAGCAUGGCCGGCAGGACAUCGCUGAGAUGAUGCUCAUCGCAGGAGCUAACCUGAAGCUAACAGACAAGCAAGGGAAAACAUCUCUGGAUGUCGCCGUCCGAGGCAAUCACAUCAACUUGGCAGACAUGAUGAUCAAAGCUGAGCGCUUUCACAAAUGGGAAAAGGACCACCUGAGCAGUGACUGCAACUCCUGGGUGGCAAAGCCCUUGAGUUUUAAGCAGGAUCACAGGCUGGAAACGCAGCACAUCCGCUCGGUCAUGUGGAGAUUAGCUACCAAGUACCUCAAACCUGGGGAAUGGAAGAAGCUGGCACACUUCUGGAAAUUCACUGAUGCCCACAUUCGGGCCAUCGAGCAGCAAUGGACAGGCACCAAAAGCUACAGAGAGCACGGCCACAGAAUGCUGCUUAUCUGGCUCCACGGCGUGGUCACAGCAGGAGAAAAUCCAAUCAAGGGAUUGUACGAGGGCCUUGUGGGGAUUGGAAGAAGAGAUUUAGCAGAAAGCAUUCGGAAAAAAGCCAACGCCGACUCUGCCUCCCCUCGGAAGUGCGUGGCAAUGUAACAGUGCGACGGCUCCGCUGGGCCCUUCAGCUGCUGCAUCCUCGGCUCGUCUUGGAGCUGCAGGGGAAACCCCUGCCCUGCUGCUCCUCAGAAGGCAGCUGCAACUCAAGGGCUUGUCAUCAACAGCUGGAAUGGCUGCUGCUUCCUCCUUGGGCUGAAACGUGAGAGUGUCAGCAGACAGCCAUGGUUUAAAAUGCCUCUGUAUUCAGAAGGGAGACUUGGCUCAGCUCUUGGGUGUGGUCUGCGUUCAGUGAAUGAGCCUCACUGGUCAGACUGUGAGGGUCAGGAAAUGCUGGGUUACUGUAACUUGUUUACAUCACUUUUUUGUAUACAUUUUUUAACUGUCAUUUUUUUUAAGUUAUUGAAGGGAAAGCCUUUGUUUUCAGCAGUGUUCUUUACUUAUUGGGGGGGAGGGGCAGCAGCAUCUGUGACUUGUGUCCUGGAUACGUUCCUUAUUAAGGUGGGAAUUUAAGGAGAAAAACCAAGACUCUUUCUGGAGGCUUGAGGCCUGUGAUCUCUAAUCUUUUGACUCUUCACAAAGUUUCGGAGAAAAACAUUAACAAAGCCAAGUGCAAGGUCCUAUAUCUGUGUCAGGGCAAUCCCAGGCACAAAUACAGACUGUCUGGAGGAAAGAAAGUCGUCCUGAGGAGGAGGACUUGGGGGUGUUGGCUGAUGAGGAGCUCAACAUGAGCAGGCAAGGUGGAUUUGCAGCCUUGAUGCUACCUUGGGCUGCAUCCCAAGCAGCAUGGGCAGCAUGUCAAGGGAGGGGAUUCUCCCCUUCUAACCCUUUCUCAUGAGAUCCCACAUGGAGUACUGUGCCCAGCUCUGGAGCCCCCAGUAUAAGGACAUGGAACUGUUAGAGCAUGUUCAGAGGAGACCACAAAGAUGAUUAGAAGGCUGGAGCAACCUUUCCUAUGAAGACAGGCUGAGAGCAUUAGGCUUGCUCAGCCUGGAGAAGAGAAGGCUCCAGGAAGACCACAUUGCAGCCUUCCAGUAUUUCAAGGGGUCUGGAAAGGGCCUUUUUACAAAGACAUGAAGUGACAGGAUGAAGGGUAAUGGCUUCAGACUGGAAGAAGCUCUAUUUAGCUUGAAGGUGGUGAAGUACUGGAACAGGAUGCCCACAGAAGUUGUGGAGGCUCCAACCUGGAAGUGUUCAAAGCCAGGUGGGAUGAUCUUAGGAGAUGUCCCUGCCCAGAGCAGGGAACUAGAAGAUCUUUAGGGUCCUUCCAAAUUCCACAGUUGUUUCUAUGACAUACAGUCUGUAAGUGUACAUGAACAAAUGUACUGUUCAGACCCCAAACUGGUGACUUCUUUAAUCCCCAGACUACAGUUUGAAAAGUGUGGUGAGAAUGGUCAUGGGUAUCAAUUCAACCUCUGACAAGGACAGAUUUUCUUAUGUACCCAUUAGUCAUGUAAAACAUGGCAUGUAUUUUUCAGUGCUUCAAGGGGAAAGUAAUGCCUGCAUUUCAAUAAAUCCACAUUUUGCCCUUAAAGGUGGAAAUUUAUCUUAGUAUUUUGUAAUAA
Dryobates pubescens (Downy woodpecker) is the source of this 3153-nucleotide messenger RNA. It is a transcript of the gene ANKDD1A, whose product is annotated as ankyrin repeat and death domain containing 1A. Bases 56 to 1630 code for a protein of 524 amino acids. Gene Ontology annotation, molecular function: protein binding. The record is from RefSeq and is a predicted model, not a curated record. The transcript has 14 exons. Gene Ontology annotation, biological process: signal transduction. Lineage: Eukaryota; Metazoa; Chordata; Aves; Piciformes; Picidae.